UCUCGCUCUCUCUCAACAGUCUACAUACAGACAGAUAUGGAUGCUGAUAAGUACUUACUGAGAGGUUAUACCUCAUUAUCUGUUACUCAUGAUCAGUUACCCAGAAGUGAACCAGAAGAAGAUUUGCGAAAAGGGCCAUGGACAGUUGGGGAAGACUCAAUUCUCAUGGAGUAUAUCAACAUUCACGGUGAGGGCCGAUGGAAUUUACUGGUAGGGAACUCGGGACUGAAACGAAGUGGCAAAAGCUGCAGACUGAGAUGGUUGAACUACUUGCGCCCAAAUGUUCGACGUGGAAAUAUCACCCUCCAAGAACAGCUUCUGAUUCUUCAACUUCAUUCUCGCUGGGGCAAUAGGUGGUCGAAGAUAGCGGAGUACUUGCCGGGAAGAACAGACAAUGAGAUCAAGAACUACUGGAGAACAAGGGUCCAGAAGCAAGCAAAGCAGCUCAACUGUGACGUAAACAGCAAGCGAUUCCAGGAAGCCAUGCGUUACGUUUGGAUUCCACGCUUAAUGGAACGGAUCCAGUCUUCAAUAGAUUCUACUGUGGUAUCGGGUCAAACCACCGCCACGGCCACUGCCACUGCCUCUGCAUUUACGCCACCAGAUGGAUACUGCUUCUCUGACCAAAGUAAUACAGCGGCGGCUGGGUCUUCUCAAAACUACUUGCCCGUGGCGUCUGGAGCUUCGUCCAGUUCAACGGAAUUUAAUAUUCUUCAGCCUACCAGAACUAAGGUCAGUGAACUCGACUACUAUCCAACGACCGGGGAAUACUGUUCUUCAACUUACGGGUCGGGUAACUCGGGUUGCUACCAAGAUGGUUCACAAUUUCAAGGUUCCGAUCAGAUAGAAAGCAGCAACAGUUGGUCAGCUCCUGGUGGGGACCUGGAGGAGAAUUUAUGGAAUGAAGAGAAUAUAUGGUUCUUGCAACAGCAGCUUAAUAACGACUGAUGAUAGAUGGAGUCACUGGGGUAUCUUAGAGUAACGGUACCAAGUAUAUAUAUAUGUGGGUUAGUGGGUAGAUUCAACGACGUAGUGAAUAAUUUAAUUUGUGUGUAUUUAUUUUCCAGACAAAUAUAUAUAGAGAGGACUGCAACAAAUCUAUGGAAUGUAUGAGCUAGA
Molecule: messenger RNA, 1119 nt
Organism: Argentina anserina (silverweed cinquefoil)
Lineage: Eukaryota; Viridiplantae; Streptophyta; Magnoliopsida; Rosales; Rosaceae
Product: transcription factor JAMYB-like
Exons: 2
Coding region: 37-948 (303 amino acids)
Biological process (GO): regulation of DNA-templated transcription
Cellular component (GO): nucleus
Molecular function (GO): sequence-specific DNA binding; DNA-binding transcription factor activity
Source: RefSeq, a predicted model, not a curated record